CAACACAUUCCCAGCGCCACAGCAGAGCCCAGCCUGUAAUGAGAUUCAGCGAACUGCACGAGAGCGUCGUACCUGGAUAAACGAGCCGAGGACCGUGUCAACCACCCGAUAAAGUCCCGAUUGGAUACGGACAGAAAAGAGUCCAGUCGGUGUUAACCGGAGAAAAUAAAGAAACAACAUUAAAAGUAAGUUUAUAAGAACAACCGAGAGGAUUUACCAAGUGGACACGAGACGCGAGUGGCACCGUGGCAGAUGUAACAUGACAUCAACAAAUGUUGAUUGAACAGCUGGGAUGUUAAUGGAAUGAUGAAACGGUAUCACAGUAGGGAGUGACUUCAGAGCCAGACAGGAAUGGCUUGAUUUCUCACCCGGGCGAGCGGUGGGACAUUACUGUCUUCAUGUUUCUGUGGAAGAGAAGGAAAGUUUGCUGCGCUCCACUCGGAUACAAGUCUACUUUUUGAGAGGAACUGCUUCUGCUGUGACUAUUUCUUACCCCAGUAGCAGAGCCCGUGUUUUGGUGUUGGGUCAUAACUGUUUAAAAUGUCUAAACCCGUGCUAAAGAAAAACCACUGGACCUCCAGAGUGAACGAGUGCUCCGUCUCCAAAGAUGCCCGCGGUGACUUGAAUGUGCCACUGCGCGGCGGCGCGGAGAACGGGGAGUUCGCCUACAUUGGGCAAGUUAACGAGGAUGUGGUGCUUUACAAAAUGGGAAAAUUAAGUGAAGGAGAACUCCUGCUGGAGGUGGAAAACCUAUCGAUUUCGGGAUUACCCUUGUACGACAUACAGACCGUGAUAAAGAACUGCAAAGGUGCCGUCAGGUUGAAAACUGUCAGACAAGGAAGUAAGCUGAACAAGGACCUGAAGCAUUACCUGAGCCAGCGCUUCCAGAAAUCUUCGGCCGACCAUGAACUGCAGCAGACCAUUCGAGACAACCUCUACCGCCACGCUGUGCCUUGUACAACCCGCGGCCCACGUGACGGAGAAGUUCCUGGCGUGGACUACAACUUCCUCUCUGUAGAGGAGUUCCUGGAGUUGGAGAAGAGUGGGACCCUUUUGGAGAUUGGAACGUAUGAUGGUAACUAUUAUGGGACGCCCAAGCCACCGGUGCAGCCCCCCGGUGGGAAAGUGAUUAGCAGUAGCGGUAGCGGCGGUGAUGCCCCACUGCCAGACGGGCUCAGCGGAAGCCUUCCGGGCUCUGAGCACUCCACUCCCCGACGCUCCAAGUCCUACAAUGACAUGCAAAAUGCUGGAAUAGGGCCUGGAGAGCAGCAGCAGGAGGACGACGAGGACCUCCCGGACAUGAACAGUAGCUUUACAGGAGAUUCUAGUGAAUUCGACGAGAUUCCUCACUCAGUGCGCCCCUUCGCCCCCCACAAGAGUGACCCGCCCUACAUUGGGAGAACCCCCUCACCAUCGGCCACCACGGAGAGCACUCAGCAGUCAAACUCUAACCUGAGCCAUCCUCCCCCGGAGGACCCUCUGGGACCUCUGCCUGACAACUGGGAGAUGGCCUACACCGAGAACGGAGAGGUCUACUAUAUAGACCACAAUACAAAGACCACCUCCUGGAUAGACCCUCGGUGCCUGGACAAGCCUCAGAAACCCCUGGAAGAAUGUGAAGACGAUGAAGGGGUACACACAGAGGAGCUGGAUAACGACUUAGAACUUCCACCAGGAUGGGAGAAAAUCGACGAUCCAGUGUAUGGGGUCUACUAUGUUGAUCAUAUCAACAGGAAGACCCAGUAUGAGAACCCCAUGUUGGAGGCUAAGAGGCGCAGGCAGCUGGAACAGCAGCCUCAGCAGCCUCAGCCCCAAAGCCAGCAGCCACCUGAAGAAUGGAUCGAGGACUCGGUGUUGGCAGGGGCCCCGCUGGCCAACUAUGCUGCCAACCACCAGGAGACCUACAGGGACCCCCAAACAGGACCUCCAAUGCCCAACGCCGUGGGACAGAAGCGAGGGAAGCCUUUCUUUACUCGGAACCGAUCCGAGCUGAAGGGGACUUUCAUCAACACCAAGCUGAAAAAGAGUCGCCGGGGGUUCGGCUUCACCGUUGUUGGAGGGGACGAGCCAGACGAGUUCCUGCAGAUCAAGAGCCUAGUCCUAGAUGGACCUGCCGCCCUGGAUGGCAAAAUGGAGACAGGCGAUGUGAUCGUCAGUGUCAAUGACAUCUGUGUGCUCGGCUACACUCACGCCCAAGUUGUGAAGAUCUUCCAGUCCAUCCCUAUCGGCUCCAUGGUGAACUUGGAGCUGUGCCGCGGUUACCCGCUGCCCUUUGACCCCGAUGACCCCAACACUAGCCUGGUCACCUCAGUGGCUAUUAUCGACAACAAAGACCCCAUCAUCGUCAACGGUCAGGAGGCCUCCAACAGCUACGACUCGCCGUCCAGCCAUGGAAGUCAGAACAACAAUAACGGCUCGUCCAACGGAGGGGCGCCCCUCAACGGCCUCCCCCGACCCUACAGCCCCUCCGGGGAGAUGGCCUCCGAUACCUCUUCCCAUCAAGGCUACCCCAGCGACGUGGUCACCCUGGCCUCAUCCAUCGCCACGCAACCAGAGCUGAUCACUGUACACAUGGAGAAAGGAGACAAGGGCUUCGGCUUCACCAUCGCCGACAGUCCAGGAGGCGGAGGGCAGAGGGUGAAGCAGAUCGUGGAUUACCCGCGCUGCCGCGGCCUCAAGGAGGGCGACAUCAUUGUGGAGGUGAACAAGAGGAACGUGCAGACCAUGUCUCACAACCAGGUGGUGGACAUGCUCAGCAAGUGUCCCAAAGGCAGUGAGGUCACCAUGCUGGUGCAGAGAGGGGUGGCACCUGCAAAGAAGAGCCCGAAACUGGAUCGUAUGGAGCUGGCUCCUCCAUACAGAGAUUACACUAGGAUGCAAUUGUCGAGAAAAGACAGUCAGAACAGCUCCCAGCAUAGCGUUUCCAGCCACCGGAGCGCCCACACAGACUCGCCUGUGCACCCGUCCCUGGUGGCCCCUCUCAACGAGAGCAUCGCCCCACCGCCCCCAUCUCAGCCCCUGCCGGGUCUGCCGCCCCAGGACUCCCCGGCAGACGGGACCAUCCAAAGAAAACCGGACCCCUUUAAGAUCUGGGCCCAGUCCAGGAGCAUGUAUGAAAGUAGGCUUCCAGACUUCCAAGAGCAGGACAUUUUCCUGUGGAGGAAGGACACAGGGUUCGGCUUCAGGAUCCUCGGAGGCAACGAGCCCGGGGAGCCGAUCUACAUCGGCCACAUAGUGAAGUAUGGUGCGGCAGAUGAAGACGGGCGCCUGCGGUCCGGCGAUGAACUGACAUGCGUGGACGGCACCGCAGUCGUCGGCAAGUCGCACCAGCUGGUGGUGCAACUGAUGCAGCAGGCGGCCAAGCAGGGCCACGUCAACCUCACCGUGCGACGCAAAGCCACCUACGCGGUUAAAGCAGAAGGAGACGUGCCACCAUCGCCGGCAUCCUCCCACCACAGCAGCAACCAGGGACCCAGCCUGACUGAGGAGAUCGGGAAGCGCACCCCGCAGGGCAGCCAGAACUCGCUGAACACCGUCAGCUCCGGCAGCGGCUCCACCUCCGGCAUCGGCAGCGGGGGAGGCGGCGGAGGGGCAGGAGGCAGCGGUAACGCCGUCAUCUCCGCGGCUGCAGCCACCACCAACUCCUCCCAGCCCCCCAACGCCAUGUCCAACGCCCCUUCCACCUUGCAGCCCUACGACGUUGAGAUCCGCCGUGGCGAGAGCGAAGGAUUCGGGUUCGUCAUCGUGUCUUCUGUGUCGCGGCCCGAAGCUGGCACCACCUUCGCUGGCAAUGCAUGUGUGGCCAUGCCCCACAAAAUAGGGCGCAUCAUCGAGGGGAGCCCUGCGGACCGCUGUGGGAAGCUGAAGGUCGGCGACCGCAUCCUGGCCGUGAACUCGUGCUCCAUCACCAACAAGUCCCACUCGGACAUCGUCAACCUCAUCAAGGAGGCCGGGAACACCGUCACGCUACGCAUCAUCCCCGGAGACGAGUCAUCAAAUGCAUCUUUGUUGACCAAUGCGGAGAAGAUCGCCACUAUUACCACCACUCACACACCUCAGCAACAGGCUGCACCUGAGGCUAGGAACAACACCAAACCAAAACAGGAGUCGUUUGAAUUCAAAGCACCACAAGGUCCUCCUCCCCAACCCCCCACACAAGUCUCAGUUCAGGAUUCAGAGUUCUACUCCGUGGACCUGGACCGAGACAACAAAGGCUUUGGCUUCAGCCUGCGGGGGGGCCGAGAAUACAACAUGGACCUGUACGUGCUGAGGUUAGCUGAGGACGGAGCGGCCGUCCGCAACGGAAAGAUGAGGGUCGGCGAUGAAAUCCUGGAGAUCAACGGCGAGAGCACUAAGGGGAUGAAGCACGCGCGAGCCAUCGAGCUCAUCAAGAGCGGAGGCCGGCGCGUCCAUCUGGUGCUCAAGAGGGGUGAUGGCUCUGUGCCCGAAUAUGGUGGGUCAAUCUACGAAAACAUUCCCUUCUCCCCCAUCUUCACGCCCUAAGACACCCGGUGGACGGUGGUGGGUCGAAAGGGGAAAGAACUUUAUCACCCUCCCAGGGCCCUUCACCCAUCCCUGGGACAAACCCACCAGGGAGGGGGGAGGGGUGCUUGGUCUUGGUUUCUCUCUCUGGUGGCGGUCACUACUGGGCUUUGGGAUUUGUUUUCAGGGAGGGGGGGAAAGCAGGGAUGGAGGCUGUUCCUCUGGGUGCUGUCGCCCCCUCCUGCUGUCACCUGCUCUCAGUUUCCAUGUCAUCCCGCUGUCACUUUUCACCUUCUGGCCACUGAGCAAAAGCACUCUGUUGGGACUUUUUCCGAAAGGUGGUGGGUGUGAUGUCAGUGCUACACGAAGACAGAAACUGUUUACAGAGUUUGAAUGAGCAGAGUUGUGAAAAUUCAGUGUUUUUUGUGAGAAAGAAAUGAUAUCGAGGACUGUAGUUCCUCAUUAAAGUUACCAUUAAAGAGGAAAGAUGAUCCAUUGCGUCUCAUCCUAAAAUGGGACAUCUCGCAGCUUUGGUUAGGACGUGACACAAGCGUAUUUAUGAUAUUUAUUGAAGGUGAAUGUAAGCUACUGAACUCUUUUGAGGGUUUUUUAAGUAAGAACUCUUAUUGAGAAGGAAAAAGGCGAUCCUGAUGCAUUUUGUUGCCAUUUUCAAAGAGCAUAAUCUCACUAUACUGUGCUUGACAUUAUUCACUUAUCCAUGGAUUUUAUUUGCACCCACUGUUAAUGUCAUUGAGAAGCUGUGACCAUAGGAACUCCACCCAUCCCUCAUUUAAAAGAGUCGCUCCAAUUAUAUAAACGUUUUUGUACAGUGAUGAAAAGAAUAGAGGCAUUUUUACAAGUAUUUUUGUUCCGUGUACAUAGCCUUGAUGGAAGCCACAUAUUAAUGGAUAAAGUCUAUUGCUGCAUGAACUUGUCAAAAGUGUAAAUUGGAUUUUUUUUUUUUUGUCCCCUCUGUCUAUUUUCCAUAAUAUUUAUGGAAUGGUCCUUUUUUUUAUCGUAUUGACCAGGUUUUAUUGAUAGUCACAAGUCAUCAUAAAUGCUUUCUUUUUGUUACCUUUUUCUAUGAGUGGAGAUACAUUUGCCUGUCUUGAAAAGUUUGUCAAUGUAAAUUUAUUUGCGCUACGAAUGUGCUGUCUUAACCUGCACCGAUAUGACAUCAUGUGAACUUGUAUAUUUUUGUUUGUACUUUUUAGUUGGCACAACCUUUGACAGUCUUGCCAGUAUUUCUAUUUUGAUUUCUGUCAGCAAUGUAAAACUGCUUCAUACGCUGUUGUUGUGGGUGUGAGUCUCACUGUCUUUAUUUCUUUGGGUUUCUGCUGCUUCUGUGUCCACAUGUUUAGGUGUGUAUGUGUGUGUGUGGGGGGGGGGGGGGAUCAGUGUGUCUGAGUUUGUGUGCGCUUGGGUCCAGGACUUUUUCUCUGUAACCGAUGGUUUCCACUGAAGGGUUUGGGCAAGUUUCUUGGACUGUCUCUUUAAUCUGAAUGACUCAAUGAUCAAAUAAACACUUUUUUUUUCAUUGAAAUCAACACAAUAAUUCUCCUUGUUCUUCCUUCAUGUUGGUUCCAAGCAAUCUAAACCCUCUGCUCUUCUCUUUCUUCCCGUUUUUUUUUUUUUUGUAUCCUCCUAUAUUGCGCUGGGCUCUUGUCUUCCUUCAGGGAUGGCCGUUCCCCAUCUCACUGCAUGUAUGAGAAAUGACAAGAUGGGGGAGGCCUCUGUCCUCCAAAAUCAGACCACGGUUUGUAACUGUCCUCGCCUGUCGUCCGGCUCUCCCUCCCACUUCCUGUCUUCCUUUCUCUCUGUCGCGCUGCUUCGCCAUCCCGAUAUCUGUGUGGUGUGGCCUCAACUCACCCAUGCCCAUGCUCUACUCCAUAAAUCCAUCCACCC
Molecule: messenger RNA, 6387 nt
Organism: Eleginops maclovinus (Patagonian blennie)
Lineage: Eukaryota; Metazoa; Chordata; Actinopteri; Perciformes; Eleginopidae
Product: membrane-associated guanylate kinase, WW and PDZ domain-containing protein 1-like
Exons: 23
Coding region: 541-4503 (1320 amino acids)
Biological process (GO): signal transduction
Cellular component (GO): cell-cell junction; cytoplasm
Molecular function (GO): protein binding
Source: RefSeq, a predicted model, not a curated record